ACAGCCACUUUGACAUGCCUGACAAGUGCAGUAUGUUACAACAAAACAGAAAACCCCAUUUCUUUUAGUUCUUGCCAUGAGUCUUUCUUGUCUCUAGUGUUCAUUCUUUGUUUCUCUAUGUCUAGUUGAGCUCUCAUCUUCGUCUUUGAUAAAGUGCUUCAUUCUUUAGUGCCAGUGAACUAAAAUGGAUUAACGCUCUAGUGCGAAGUGAUUCAAUUAAAAGUAGAUCCUGAUUAUGACGUAAAUUUUGAAGAAGUAUUUUUGUUUUGUAAGGUCGAGAAUGAAACUAGUUACGUUUUAUAGUCACGUGACAUCAAUUUUUGUGAAAUGCGCGGUGACAUUGUUUUUGUUGUUGGUUGUGACAGCUCGUGCACAAGAUAUAGAUAACCAGACGCUGUCAUGUCUGCCUGGUUACCAUGGAGAGGAUUGUAAACUCGAGUGUAGCACUGGCUGUAAGUUCUUGGAAUGUGAGAAAACCAGCGGUGUGUGUGACGACGGAUGUAAGGAUGGCUACAUCGGACACUUCUGUAAUCAAACUUGUUCCAAACAUUAUUAUGGCACCAAUUGUUUGACCGUCUGCCCAACCAACUGUGCAGACGAUGUGUGUUAUCACGAGACCGGAAGUUGUACCAAUGGCUGUAAACCUGGAUAUAUUGGGGACCACUGUAAUGACGAAUGUCCAGGGGGCUAUUACGGAGAAAAUUGUCUACUGACCUGUCCAUCAUCCUGUGCUAGUGGGGUCUGUUCACACAUUACAGGACAUUGUGCUGAAGGGUGUGUAGCCGGUUUCAAAGGCCCUCUUUGUGAAACACCUUGUGAGACAGGAGCCUAUGGAGAAAACUGUCACCUCUCCUGCCAUAACAACUGUGACAACUAUGAAUGUGAUCAUAUCUCUGGUGUUUGUAAACAAUGCGUCAGUGGGUAUUAUGGCGAUAGUUGUGAUAAAGAAUGUGAGUCCGGUUCUUAUGGAGAUAGCUGUCAAUCGAACUGCUCCACCAAUUGUCUCAACAGCGAAUGCCAUCACAUAACAGGAGAAUGUAAAGACUGUGUUACAGGACUUCAGGGUCACUACUGCGAUGAAGAUUGUGACGAUGGUUUCUAUGGAGACAAGUGUACCAAUGUCUGCUCAUCUGACUGUGUAGAGAAUAAAUGCGAUCCUGUGACUGGUGUCUGUAAAAGCUGCCCAAUCGGAUCUAAAGGAGAUUUAUGUGACAAAGAAUGUGACAAGGGUACUUAUGGUCAAGGUUGUCUUCAACUGUGUUCUGUCAGGUGUACCAACCUAACAUGUGAUCGAAAAACAGGACGAUGCCAAGUUGGUUGUGUUGAUGGUUUCUAUGGAGAUAUGUGUGAAAAAGAAUGUGCGAAAGGUACCUUUGGUCCACGAUGCAGUAAAUCUUGUCCAGGUGGCUGUCAGAACUCUGUGUGUGAUCAUGUGACCGGAAACUGUACACUUGGAUGUUUGCCAGGAUACCAAGGUCGUUUAUGCAAUGAAACUUGUAUGCUGGGUUACUAUGGCGACCGAUGUGAACUUAUCUGCCCCAAGAACUGUGCCGGCAGUGAAUGUCACCACGAGACGGGGCAAUGUUUGAAAGGAUGCAAGGGGAACUACUGGGGAUUGGAUUGCUCAUCCACAUGUAAAAUUGGUUACUUUGGAGUCGGUUGCAAGACUGUAUGUCCCAAAAAUUGUGAGUCAGCAGUGUGUCAUUAUGAAACAGGGAACUGUCUUAAUGGAUGCAAGGACAACUUUUGGGGAAGUGAUUGCAGUUUAUCUGGAGAUUUCAACGAUAAUUCAGCUGAUGAGAAACGCAAAUUUUAUAAAGGUCUCUCAGCUGAAAGCCGCAGUGUCCUGCUAUAUCUACUCAUGCAUGAGUACGACCGGACUUUAGAACGAGCUCAGGUGGAAAUUAAGCGAGGGCGUCGACAAAGGGAGGAACUAAGGCACUUACUAGGAGACCCCUCCUGAUGAGCAUUCUUCGUGCCAAUGAAGAGCUUUAAAUAUAUAUAUAUAUAUAUGAAUGUCACAUUAAUAUAAGUUUCGUGUGUGUGUGCCUGUGUGUGUGUGUGUGUUUCAAUCAUAGUGACCGUGUAACAUUUUGUGAUGCUCUUUUAUUAAGAUUCAUGUGUAAAUUAAAUCAUUGAAAUUAAAAGAAAUUAAAC
This is a messenger RNA of Biomphalaria glabrata, 2157 nucleotides long. Its product is annotated as multiple epidermal growth factor-like domains protein 10. The transcript is spliced from 13 exons. Gene Ontology annotation, molecular function: scavenger receptor activity. Lineage: Eukaryota; Metazoa; Mollusca; Gastropoda; Planorbidae. The record is from RefSeq and is a predicted model, not a curated record. The coding region runs from base 281 to 1963 and encodes 560 amino acids.